UGGAAAGCAAUAUUACUCGAGACAGGAGUCAUUUCAGCCUGACCGUUGCAUUAGCGAACUCUGAACAACUUCUGUAUUUCAAACCAGUUACAGUCUGCUCAAGGUAUGAAGCGGCCAUUGAGUCCGGAUCACAUCCUUGAAAAUGGAAGAAUGAGCACACCCUUUACAAACUGUAUUGAACACAAGCUAGCAAACAAUGGUCAUCUGGAUAUGCAGAUAGCUCAGGAUAAGAAGAAACUGCUUUACUCACUGUGUGAAGUAUGCAACAUUCAGCUGAACACUGCUGCUCAAGCUGGGGUCCAUUACAAUGGAAAAUCUCAUCUUAAACGUGUCAAACAGCUCAACAAUGGAAAACUUCCCGCCAGCACAGCCCCAAGCUCUAUAUUUGCCAGUACAAGCACAGCAGGAAGUACAUGCCAUAGCAGCACAUUUCCUGCAGCUGUGCGAACACCUACCCUGAUGAUGCAGCCCUCAUUGGAUAGCAAACCUUUUAUGUCCUUUCCUAUGGAUACUAGUUCUGCUGUUGGACUCUUCCCAAAUUUUAACACAAUGGAUCCUGUACAGAAAGCAGUAAUUAACCACACUUUCGGAGUGUCUAGUCCUCCAAAGAAGAAGCAAGUUAUUUCCUGCAACGUAUGCCAGCUUCGUUUUAAUUCAGAUGUGAGUACAGUAUUCUUACUGAGCCAAGCCGAGGCACACUACAAAGGCACUAAACAUGCCAAGAAGCUCAAAGCACAGGAGUCCCCGAAAAAUAAGCAGAAAACUGCUUCUGCCAAGGACACCGCAAAGAACAUCGCCGCUUCCAACAACUCUGACAAACCAGGAAAAAAAGUAGGGCCCAGUAACACUGCUAAAGCUGUCCCACGUCCAAUCGCUGCACCACAUCCGAUCACUGCCCCACCUCCGAUCACUGCACCACGUCCAGUCACUGCCCCACCUCCGAUCGCUGCCCCUCCUUUCGUUGCUGCUCCACUGUUGGUUCACCAUGUGUCUAAACCUGCACCCGAAGCAUCGGCAAUGACAGCUGCUCCCGCUGAAGCAAUACUGAGUGUAAUGAAGAAUGGAGAUGGUCCUGCACCUAUAGAGUCUGAAGAGGAGAAGGCAAAGAAGCUCCUUUACUGUUCCCUAUGUAAAGUAGCUGUCAACUCCCUGUCCCAGUUGGAGGCACACAACACAGGUUCAAAGCACAAGACAAUGCUGGAAGCUCGAAAUGGAGCUGGUCCUAUCAAGGCAUACCCCAGACCUGCAUCCAAACUCAAGGUGCAGACAAGCAUAGUUAAAGGGUCAGGCCUGCAGAACAAGACGUUCCAUUGUGAAAUCUGUGAUGUUCAUGUCAAUUCUGAAAUCCAGCUGAAACAGCACAUUUCCAGUAGGAGACACAAGGACAGAGUAGCUGGCAAACCCAUGAAACCCAAAUACAGUCCCUAUAACAAACAGCAACGCAGCUCAAAUGUUUUGGCAGCCAAACUUGCAUUCCAAAAGGACCUAGUCAAGCCACUGACCCCUACAUUUCUUUCACCUUCAUUUUCACCUGCAGCCGUAUCAUCUCUCUCUCUUCACCCCCGGCCCAAUACUGCACUCUUCCAGACUUCCGCAUUACCAGCAUCUUUCUUCAGGGCAGCACCUGGGCCAAUCCGUCCAACAGCAGGAUCAAUCCUCUUUGCACCAUAUUGAUUCUUUGACAUGACAUGACAUGACAGUAAAAGGCCAGUAGAAAAGGGGAAGUAAAGCUUGCACAAGCUUAAGCGAUCCUUGCUUUGACUUAGCGAGGCUGUGGAGUGUACACAACUGAGCAGUGUAUUUCAACCUCGAUGGAUACUUGGAUUUACAAGCUUCGAACAAAGGCUUUUUUUCUUAACAUCUGUAUCUAAAGAGGUAUCUGUACUUACAAAAUGAGUUUUUACAGUUCUGGAUGUCUCAAUCAGAGGAAUUGAAUCUAAAUACGAAGAGCAUUGAACUGCUUCCUGGCUGACUUGAACAUACCAAGGUCUUCCUUAUAAAUAAAACAGGCAUCUCCAGCCACAGUAUACCAGUAUGUGGAUCACAUCUUCAGUAACAGAAGGUAUACGAUUUUUAAUCAUGUCUUGAUGUAGUCAGGGAUUGUAUAAUGCUGUUUUAGGCCUCAGUACUGUUGUGUAUUGUGUAGUAAAUUUAGGUGUGUCAUGUCUAAUUUAAAGCUUAAAGCUUUUUUAUGCCCAUCUAACAGCUGCCUACUUUGUGUUCAUACAUGUUUAUGCUUAUCUUUGGACAUGUUACUUUAAAAAAAUAAGAAUAACCUAGCAUAUUAGCAUAUUUUCAUUGUAAGCUUUUUGUUUUGUUUUGUUUUUUUGUUUGUUUUAAGUUAUUUUGGUAGCUUCCUCACUGGGUUUGUUGCUGAACAUUGUUAUGCAUUUUUCAAAAGAAAAAAAAAAACUGUACUUAGAAAAUUGCAUAUACCAUUUGUCUUGCCAGUUAUUUGGCAGGGAAAUCACGAGCCUUUCAUUGUUAUGUAAUUUUAAAAGACUCCUUCAUUUCUAAUGGUGCUGCAUUAUUCUGUGGCCCUUUGAUGCAAUAAUGUACAGAACAUUAGAUAUUUAUAUUUAAAAUUGUGUCUUUAAUGUUUACCUAACAUGUUGCAAUGCCACCUCUCAGAGGGGCAGUGGAUAUGUAGUGAACAGAAGAAAUUAUUUGUAUUUUUAGAAUCUAAAAAAGCAAUCUGCACCACAAUAAUAAAAACAAUAGAAUAUAUGUUUAUUAGAGUCUGUGGAGUAAUGCUUUGCGUGUAGUAAUUAUGUAAAACAGAAAAGUCUAUGUACAUUUGACAUGUACCUUUUCCAAUAAAAAAAGAAGAUAAAAUACACUAUAGUGAUAUUAUAUACCACCCUUUCCAGUGAAAUUUGAAAGAAGACCAGAUGUCUUGACAGUGGUAAUCACUGAGCAGAUUUGCCCAUAAUAUAUCUAAAGCUGCAGGACUCUGUCUCAAAUGAAAUUCGUUGGACAGUUUUGUGCACCUAUCAAAGCAGCCACAGUAGUUUAUGAAAAACUAGAAUGUCUGCUUGUGACCAUAAUUUCAUUUAAUGGGAGGAGAGUCAAUAACUACAUUUAACCUAUACGGUUACAGCUAAUUGAUCAAUUAUUUUUAAUAAC
Polyodon spathula (Mississippi paddlefish) is the source of this 3126-nucleotide messenger RNA. Its product is annotated as zinc finger protein 385B-like. NCBI's taxonomy places the organism in Eukaryota, Metazoa, Chordata, Actinopteri, Acipenseriformes, Polyodontidae. Gene Ontology annotation, cellular component: nucleus. Gene Ontology annotation, molecular function: zinc ion binding; nucleic acid binding. Bases 106 to 1674 code for a protein of 522 amino acids. The transcript has 9 exons. The record is from RefSeq and is a predicted model, not a curated record.